This is a messenger RNA of Epinephelus fuscoguttatus (brown-marbled grouper), 3607 nucleotides long. It is a transcript of the gene fscn1a, whose product is annotated as fascin actin-bundling protein 1a. NCBI's taxonomy places the organism in Eukaryota, Metazoa, Chordata, Actinopteri, Perciformes, Serranidae. Gene Ontology annotation, molecular function: protein-macromolecule adaptor activity; actin filament binding. Gene Ontology annotation, cellular component: growth cone; actin cytoskeleton; ruffle. The record is from RefSeq and is a predicted model, not a curated record. Gene Ontology annotation, biological process: establishment or maintenance of cell polarity; actin filament bundle assembly; cell migration. The transcript is spliced from 5 exons. Bases 227 to 1723 code for a protein of 498 amino acids.
GGCGGGCUCGCGCUGCUGAGACAGGCAGAGCACUGAGGACCGGUGGCGCGCGCUCACAGACUCCCUCUCAGCCACACACACACACACACUCCCCAAACAAAGAGAAGCACGCGAGGCAGCACAGCAUCCCACCCUUUCAGCCGCGAGCUCACUACAGCAGAACCGCCCCCCCAUCCCUCUCAGACAGAACCGGUCCGGUCCGAGGCUCGAGCGCACAGAACCGACGAUGACAACCAACGGCGCGACUAACGGAACCAGCGACAUGCUGCAGAUCCAGUUCGGUCUCAUCAACUGCGGGAACAAAUACCUAACGGCAGAGACCUUCGGCUUCAAAAUCAACGCCUCCGCCUCGAGCAUGAAGAAGAAGCAGAUCUGGACCCUGGAGCAGAGCGGCGACGAGUCCAGCGGGAACGUGUUCCACCUCAAGUCACAUCUGGGCCGGUACAUCGCCGCCGAUAAAGACGGGAACGUCACCGGAGACAGCGAGACCCCGGGCCCGGAGUGCCGGUUCAUCAUCACCGCUCAUGAUGACGGUCGCUGGUCCCUGCAGUCCGAGCCGCAUGGCCGCUACCUGGGCGGCACCGAGGACCGGAUCAUCUGCUUCGCGCAGACCGCGUCCGUGGCGGAGAAAUGGAGCGUGCACAUCGCCAUGCACCCGCAGGUGAACAUCUUCAGCAUGACGCGCAAGCGGUACGCGCACCUGAGCGGCAAGGUGGACGAGAUCGCCAUCGACCGGGACGUCCCGUGGGGGGUGGACUCCAUGAUCACGCUGGUGUUCCGCGAGCAGCGCUACCACCUGCAGACCUCCGACAACCGGUUCCUGAGGAACGACGGCGCGCUGGUCGCCACCACGGACAAGAGCACGGGCUACACGCUGGAGUUCCGCUCCGGCAAGGUGGCGUUCAGGGACUGUAGCGGCAGGUACCUGGCGCCCUCCGGGCCCUCCGGUACCAUGAAGUCCGGUAAGAGCAUGCGCGUGGGCAAGGAUGAGCUGUUCGUGCUGGAGCAGAGCCACCCGCAGGUCGUGCUCACCGCUGCCAACGAGAGGAACGUCUCCACCCGGCAAGGUAUGGACCUGUCAGCCAAUCAGGAUGAGGAGGGCGACCAGGAAGUGUUCCAGGUGGAGAUUUGCCGUGAAAACAGGAAGUGCGCAUUCCGGACCGCUGCUGGGAAAUACUGGACCCUGACUGCCAAUGGUGGCCUGCAGUGCACUGCCUCCACCAAGUCAGCUAAUUGCUACUUUGACAUUGAGUGGCGUGGGAAGAGGCUGACUCUCCGGGCUGCCAAUGGGAAAUACGUCGCCGCCAAGAAAAACGGCCAGCUAGCAGCCACCAUCGACUCUGCCGGUGAGUCUGAGGAGUUUCUCAUGAAGCUGAUUAACCGCCCGAUCAUCGUGCUGCGAGGGGAGCACGGCUUCAUCGGCUGCAGGAAGGUGACAGGGACGCUUGACUCCAACCGCUCCUCCUAUGACUACUUCACCCUGGAGUUCAGAGAUGGAGCCUACAGCCUGCAAGACUCCACGGGUAAAUACUGGAUGGUGGGUAAUGAGCAGUCGGUGGUGAGCAGCAGCGACACACCCGUCGACUUCCUCUUUGAGUUUUGCGACUACAACAAGCUGGCUGUCCGCCACGCCGCUGACGGGAAGUACCUGCGUGGUGACCACGCUGGUGUCCUGAAGGCCAACGCUGAUGACCUGGAAACCGCCACACUCUGGGAGUACUGAGGGAAGCGGGGAUGCAGUCGCCCACUGCUGCAAUGCUGAUGAAUGAAGUGUGGCGACGCAGCACGACCCGUCCAUACAUCUACCUAUCCACACCCUCCACUUCCCCUCCUGUCCUGUUCCUCAUAUUAUAACCUGACUUUAUAUGUUGAUAAACUGCACAGAGAGAACGGGGAGGACAGAAGACGAAAGGAAGGAGACACUCCUUUCUCUCCUGCCUCCCUUUUCCUUCCCUUUAUCCUCCCUUUCCCAGCUCUGCUCUGCAGCGCCGACCUUUAUCUGUUGCCAUAGUUACCGUGGGGCUGUGCACUUUCUUCUGCUCCGAUCUGGUUCGCUGCUCGACCUGCCACACACUCCCUCCUCGCCUUACGAUUGGGCCGUCCCUCUCCCAGAGCAGAGCAGAGCCACGUUUAAAGAGCCCCCUCCUCUCUGAGUUCGACCCCCCUCGUCUUUCCACUUGUCUCUAUUGUCUGUGUGAGCAGCACAUGGUGGCAGUAUUUAUGGUAUCUGACCUGGUCUGCUGGAUCUGCUUCUACCUGAUCUAAUCUCCCAAAACAGAUCCACCACCACCGGAUAAAAUCUGCUUCCUGUUAGCUGGAUAUACAAGGCGGAGACGGUGGGUCUGUUUUUGUGCGGUUGCAUCCUGUAGAAAACAGAUUUACUGCUUCUGUCAGACCGGGCCGAGUAUGUUUGUUUUCAUGAGCAGGCGCCGUUGCCUCUGUGUGAUGACCAUGUGGUAUAACUGGAGUGGAUCUGAUGAUGAUGAAGAUAUCGAAGAUGAUGUAACUGACGGGUUUAUUAACCCCCCCACUCUUAUUCAUCUCAACUGUAAAAUAUUCAAAUGUAAACCAGUUUCCUGUGUUGUUCUCUAGCUGUGUUCUCAUUGGUUGCGGGGAAAUUUUUACCCGGACCAAAACAAGGAAACGAUAAACAAAGGAAAGGAUGUGAUGUCGGAGUUUGGUGCCACUUCUAUUGGAGUCAAAGUGGGCACGACAUACACUAUAACCAUCGUAUCUUUGGUGUUUCACCUUGGACUGAAAUCACCUGAUUACAUCACGUGAUGUCGACUGACGUUUUAUAUCGUAAUGUGUGCAUUUGUUUUCCUUGUAAUUGGUCUACAAACACAUCAUAGCUCAAGUCAAGCCCAUUUGCUCCAAAAUGGCUGCACCAUGAUGCACGAUCGAACGGGGCAGGUCGGACCUGUUAUCGCUGACCAGACUGCAAUUAUAGCCAGUUGACUAUCGGUAACUUGCAGGUCACUUAAGUGAUCAAGGUCCAGAUUUACAGAGGCGUAUACAACUUGCUGAUUAGUGCCACCUCCUAACAACAAUAGUAAACGUUAUCGAAAGAGCUAGCUAAUGUUAACCUUUGAGUAUUGCAAUUUUAUGGCUUACUAUCGCUACACGGUGUCCGUCUCUCAACUUCAGUGGGGAAAAUGGACUCAAAAUAUACAAGCUAUCUGAGGAAAUAUAUAUCAACCAGUAUAUCAAACGUUAGCUUAUUAAAGAGCGACAAAUUACAGAUGAUUCUGUUAAAAUGACAGGUCGUAAACGAGGAGAUGGCGAUCCCAGUCUGUUCCCUUAAAGACGGACAGAGCCGCAAUCAGUUUAGAGACCAAUAAAGAGGAAAACAAGCGUGCACAAUUAGAUUAAAACCAUCAGUAAGCAUUAUGUAAAGUGUGUUUUUUAAUUUAGAGAAUUGAUUUUUCAGUCAAAGGUGAAACAGCAAAGUUAUGAUGGCUUACAGUGUGAUUUGGUGUGCCAAAAUGGCACUACAGUCUGGCUCCAAUGCAAGAUUUAACAUCCUUGAUGUCCUUUCCUUCUUUUAACGCUUCCUUGACAGGAUGUAGGAAGUUAAAACACUUAACCUUCCUCCCCCUCUUCUCCA